This is a messenger RNA of Staurois parvus, 603 nucleotides long. The record is from the annotation of a GenBank genome assembly. Lineage: Eukaryota; Metazoa; Chordata; Amphibia; Anura; Ranidae.
AUGUCCUAUGACCGAUACUUGGCUGUUUGCCAUCCAUUACGUUAUUCUUCUUUUGUGAAUAAUAUCAUCUAUCUCCGAGCCAUCAUUGCUUUUUGGAUUAUUUCGAUUGGAUUUGCAGGUGUAAUGUCCUUUGUUUUUAGCCAGUUACAAUUUUGUGGCCAUAACACAAUAUUCCAUUUCUUCUGUGACUCUUCUCCAUUCGUGGGCCUGGCCACCUCUGAUACAACAUAUGCCCAUUUCCUUACUGCUCUAAUAAGUGCUUUUCUGAUAUUGGGCACAGUUUUGUCCGUUUUUGUAACGUACAUGUUUAUAAUUCGUGCAAUCCUUAAAAUUCCCACAUCCUCCGGCAGGAAGAAGAAGACAUUCUCUACAUGUAGCUCCCACCUCAUUGUGUUCUCCAUGCAGUUCGGUCUCGGACUUGGUGCCUAUGCAUUGCCUGCUGGAGCUGCAACACCUCAAGCCAAUAACACUUUUACAAUUGUAAACUCUUUAUGUACCCCAUUAGUGAACCCCCUGAUAUAUUCAUUUAAAAAUAAAGAAUUUCAGGCAGAAUGGCUCAAAAGGGUGAGGAAAACUGACAAAACAAAAAGCUGGGGAAAAUAG